Cutaneotrichosporon cavernicola is the source of this 1656-nucleotide messenger RNA. RefSeq lists its product as uncharacterized. The transcript is spliced from 2 exons. The record is from RefSeq and is a predicted model, not a curated record. NCBI's taxonomy places the organism in Eukaryota, Fungi, Basidiomycota, Tremellomycetes, Trichosporonales, Trichosporonaceae. Bases 1 to 1656 code for a protein of 551 amino acids.
AUGACCAACUGGGAAGACAUUAGCAAGGCCAAGAUUGCUACCCGCGAGGCCAAGAUCCCGGCCGCAUGGCGCAUCUCGGCCCCCGCAAAGAACCUCAACGUCAUGGACGUGCCCCGCAGCUGUGGGAUCCUCACCGCGCGCGAACUCGAGAUCACCGAGACGCCGGCUGUCGACCUCGUCGACGCCAUGGUUGGCCGCAAGUAUACUUCCGAGGAGGUGACGACUGCUUUCUGUAAGCGUGCAGCCAUCGCACACCAGGUCACCAACUGCCUGACGGAGAUCAUGUUCGACGAGGGCAUAGCACAGGCUCGCACCAUCGACGAAGAAUACAAGCGCACCGGCAAGCCCAAGGGGUUGAUGCACGGCCUCCCCAUCUCGCUCAAGGACCAUAUUGGGGUUGAAGGGUUUGACGCCACGGUCGGGUUCAUUAGCCAUUGCAAUAAGCCUGUAUCCGAGGACGCAUUGUUGGUUUCGGCGCUGCGUGAUGCCGGCGCCGUGUUCUUCUGCAAGACCAACGUGCCGACCGGCAUGUUGAUGGGGGACACGUACAACAAUGUCUGGGGCCACACUGGUAACCCAUACAACACCGAUUAUGGGUCGGGCGGCAGCAGUGGCGGUGAGAGCACGCUACUGGCGAUGCGCGGAUCGCCACUUGGUGUGGGAUCGGAUAUUGGCGGCUCGAUCCGUAUGCCUGCCGCCAUCACGGGCAUUUAUGGGCUCAAGGGAGCGGCCGGUCGCUUUCCCAGCCUCGGGUGCAAGUCGGGCCUGCCGGGCCAGGAGGCUGUCAAGGGCGUGCAGGGCCCGAUGUCAGCCGACCUGUCGUCGCUCGAGCUGUGGUCCAAGGUUAUUGUCGCCGCCAAGCCAUGGGAGACCGACCCGAUGUGUUACCCCGUCGAGUGGCGCGACGACUUUACGCUACCCCGCCAGCUCUGUUUCGGCAUCAUGAUGGACGAUGGAGCUGUGCGUCCCACGCCGCCCGUCAAACGCGCUCUUCUGGAACUCAAAGCAGCUCUUGAAGCGGCAGGUCACAAGGUCGUGGAAUGGACGCCCUACAACCCCGUCGAGGGUCAACAGACCCUCCUCCGCUGCCUAACCGGUGACGGCGGCGGUAAGAUGUACGAGCAGGUGCGUGGUGGACCAUUCCCCGAACCGUGGGGCAAGGAUCUGGCCAUGUUUGAGGAGCGCUACAAUUCCUCCAAGACCGCCCCACCAACCGUUGGCCAGCUAUGGCAGAUUCAAGUCGACCGUAACGCCUACCUCCGCAAACUCCUCGAGUCCUGGGCCGCCACCAAGGAAAUCUCGGGCACCGGCCGUCCGAUCGACGGCCUCAUCAGCCCAUGCAUCGCAUUCCCCGCUGCGCCAAAAAACCGUUUCCGCCACUUUGGAUACACGGGUCUGUGGAAUCUCGCCGAUUUCGUCGGCGUCACUGUCCCCGUCACGUUCGCGACUAAGGACGACGUGGUUACUGAAACCAUCGAGCCGCGGUGCGACGAUGAAGGCGCCGUGUAUAAGAAUUACAAUGCGGACCAGCUCGACGGCAUGCCUGUUGGCCUGCAGAUUCUUACGCCGCGCCACACCGAGGAACGGGCGCUUGCGCUUGCGCGUGUUGCCGAGGCGGCACUCAAGACGCAGGAGACACCCAAGGCCGCGCUCUAG